AUAUGUGUGAUUGUAUAUAUUUUAAGAUUUAUUAUAAGGUGUAAUUACUUUUAUAUUAUUUAUACAGGUUCAGAAAUUUGGCAAGGUUCCUACCGUGGCAGCUAAAUUCAGAAAAGGCUACAUGAGCAUCGAUGCAUUAAAGGAAUCGGAGCCUUUACCUGUUGAUGGUAGUGAUAGUGAGAUUGGUGGAGGUGAUGGUGAGCGACAAGUAGAUCCGAGAGGAAAGCCCGAACUACGUGCCAUUGCGGCGGAUUUGGAAAGAGUCUAUCAAGAAUGUAUGAAUGAUGGGAGUGAUGAAAGCACCGCUAACACGAUAGCUUGCGAACGAGUACUAGGAAAAACUAAAAGACUAGGACUUGGUUGCUCAAGUUCAAAGAAAGGGACGAGGUCCAACUUAUCUUCUGUUGCUAGAGAUGAAGAAAUAGCGGCUUUGAAAGAAGACAAUCAGACUUUAAAGGACGAGAUGAAUCAAAUGCAGAGUACUAUGAAAGCCAUGGUCGAAUAUUUUAGGGCUCAAGGUGUCGAGUUCCAUCCCCAUAAUCCACCGGGCGACGACAACUAGUGUUUUGGGUACUUUUAUUUCAUGUUUGGAUGAUUUAAGUUUUUAUUUGGAUUAUCUUGUGUUUUGAUAGAAUUUUUGGAUGAUUUUGUGUUUGAUGAUUUUGUGUUUUGGAAUGUUUCGACGAUUUUAUGUUUUCGAAGAAUGUUUUGGAUUAUUUAAUUUAAGCAGGUUGU
Molecule: messenger RNA, 735 nt
Organism: Erythranthe guttata (spotted monkey flower)
Lineage: Eukaryota; Viridiplantae; Streptophyta; Magnoliopsida; Lamiales; Phrymaceae
Source: RefSeq, a predicted model, not a curated record